AUGUUACAAUUCAAAUUAGUACUACUGGGCGACUCGUCCGUUGGGAAGUCGUCGAUCGUGCAUCGGUUCGUGAAGGACUCGUUCGACGAGUUGCGUGAGUCGACCAUUGGUGCUGCGUUCUUAUCACAGACGAUCAAGAUCAAGGCUGAGGAACAAGAGGAGGAUGUGGUUAUUAAGUUUGAGAUCUGGGAUACUGCUGGGCAGGAGCGUUAUAAGUCGUUGGCUCCGAUGUAUUAUAGGAAUGCGAAUGCUGCGUUGGUGGUUUAUGAUUUGACACAGAAGGAUUCGUUGGUGAAGGCUCGUAGUUGGGUGGAGGAGUUGAAGAAUAAAGUCGGGGAUGAAGAUUUGGUUAUUUUCUUGGUGGGGAAUAAGCUUGAUUUAUGUGAAGGUGAAGAGGAUUUAAGAGCAGUGGAUACUAGUGAGGCUAAGGCUUAUGCUGAAGAACAAAAUUUGUUGUUUACUGAAGUGAGUGCUAAGACAGGACAAGGUGUGAAGGAAGUGUUUCGAAGCAUUGGUGAGAAAUUAUACGCUAGUAAGAAAGAUGAGAUUUUGGCUAAGAAGAAUAGAGAAUUGGGUAAUAGGGUCAAUAAUUCUGUGGAUAUCAAUGCCCAGAGACCCUCGACCAAUGAUACCACUACGUGCUGUAGUUAA
Naumovozyma castellii is the source of this 651-nucleotide messenger RNA. It is a transcript of the gene YPT52, whose product is annotated as Rab family GTPase YPT52. Lineage: Eukaryota; Fungi; Ascomycota; Saccharomycetes; Saccharomycetales; Saccharomycetaceae. The coding region runs from base 1 to 651 and encodes 216 amino acids. The record is from RefSeq and is a predicted model, not a curated record. The transcript has a single exon.